This is a messenger RNA of Fundulus heteroclitus (mummichog), 3354 nucleotides long. RefSeq names its product 5'-nucleotidase, cytosolic IAa (gene nt5c1aa). Bases 504 to 1658 code for a protein of 384 amino acids. The transcript is spliced from 7 exons. The record is from RefSeq and is a predicted model, not a curated record. Gene Ontology annotation, molecular function: 5'-nucleotidase activity; magnesium ion binding; nucleotide binding. Gene Ontology annotation, biological process: nucleotide metabolic process; adenosine metabolic process. NCBI's taxonomy places the organism in Eukaryota, Metazoa, Chordata, Actinopteri, Cyprinodontiformes, Fundulidae. Gene Ontology annotation, cellular component: cytoplasm; cytosol.
GUGGGGAAAGAGAGAGCCAGAGAGGUGGCAGCAGAUGGACCGCUGCGCAGCCUGAAACCCAGACAGGCAGAAUGUGCCACUGCGUGCGUACAUGCAGUCAAACUGUAACACAGAAGGGACUGAGUGUGGGAUAAUAACUGUAAAGCGGGGAGCGUCUUUCAUGUCCUCUGGAUUGGAUGCUGAGAGCAGUAAUCCUCUUGGGAGGGGGGAAAAAGCUGGCUACAGGAUAGAGAACACAAGGAGGAAGAGUGAACUCUUCUGCUGUUCAGACUUUCUGAGUGGUGCGAGGGCAGGUGCAAGCAGUAUCAUCUAUACAUGAACUUUUGAUCCUGACAAAUGUGAGAGACAGAAGACGGACAUUUUGUUUAUUUAGUUGCACCUUCUUCCUGUUUGUCUCUUUUUUUUCUUCCCCCAUCUGAGAGGAACACAGUGUCCUCUUCCAUAAGUGGAGUUGGGCUUGACAGCUCUGGAAGCGCAGGCAGAGGGACUCUUUAUGGUUGAAGAUGAGUCUGGACCCUAUUCAGGUGAUGAGCGGACAGGUCAAGGAGCUGAAAGUUUCCCCUUCAUCCAAUGGAGACACCAGAGGAUCCUGGGAAGAGAAAGAGGAGUUUGACCCAAACCAGCUGGACCUGACCACCAAAUCAAAGCCGGUGACAGGCAGACGGGCCCGGAAGGUGGAGGGAGCCAUGUUCUUCCCGAAGCCGGAGAACGCAGUGACGGUAGCCGUGUCCUCCCGGGUCUUGUUUCGGACCGAGCGGGAGCAGAAGGUGUUUGAGCAGAAAGGCGUGGAGGAAUAUCUGAGAUACCAAAUUGAGCACGAGAACGAGCCCUUCGCUCCCGGCCCCGCUUUUCCCUUCGUCAAGGCCCUGGAGGCGGUCAACGCUCGUCUGAGGGAGCUGUACCCCCAGAGCGAGGAACUGUUUGACAUCGUCUUGGUGACGUACAACCACGCUCAUGUCGGGAUCCGGCUCAUCAACACCAUCAAUCACCACAACCUAUUUAUCGAGAGGUUUUGUAUGACCGGAGGAAGCAGUCCGAUUGGCUACCUGAAGGCCUGGCAUACCAACCUCUACCUGUCUGCAGACGCUGAGAAGGUCAGGGAGGCGCUGGCCGAAGGCAUCGCAGCAGCAACCAUGUUCAUGAUGGAGAAGGUGUCGGAGGUGUCGGAGUCUCAGCUGAGGGUGGCGUUUGAUGGGGAUGCCGUCCUGUUCUCCGAUGAGUCUGAGCGCAUUUUCAAAACCCACGGGCUGGACAAGUUCUUCGAACAUGAGAGGGAAAACGAGGACAUACUGCUGGACCACGGUCCCCUGAAGGGCUUCCUGGAGGCUCUGGGGAAGCUCCAGAAGAAGUUUUAUGCCAAAGGCCAACGCCUGAACUGCCCCAUCCGCACGUACCUGGUCACAGCCCGGAGCGCGGCCAGCUCAGGGAUCCGUGCGCUGAAGACGCUCAGGGCCUGGGGGCUGGAGAUCGACGAGGCGCUGUUCCUGGCGGGAGCCCCCAAGGGCCCCAUGCUGGAAAAGAUCCGGCCGCACAUCUACUUUGACGAUCAGAUGUUUCACAUUGAGGGAGCAGCAGAGAUGGGCACCGUCGCUGCCCACGUUCCUUAUGGGAUUGCACAGAAACACAACAGCCCUCAGACGCCGAGCGGAGGCAAGUAAAAAGCAACAAAGAAAAAUGUAGGUGUUCAGAUGACGGCGAAAGACAAGAAGCGGUGAAACAUCUUCAAGCAGAGGAGAAACUUGACUUGUACUGUUAAACGUUUGCAAACGCACUAAGGUCAAGGAGAGGUCUGGAACCUGCGGUGACCUGCAAGCCAACAUGACUGUCCCCUAUAAGAUGCAAAGCCUUAGAGUAAUGCUUGCUGGUGAGUUUUAGGAAGCGUUGCCCUGCGUAGAAAAGCCAAUGUUUAACCGCCACUAUAAAUGCACUAUUUUUUCACACUCCUUCUUGUUUUCGUAAAAAGAAAAAAAAAACACCUCUACAGAGAUGCAAUACGUCACUGAUUCCUGCUCAAGUAAACCCCUAUAUUGAAUGUUGUUCAGCAAUAAGCACAUAGAUAUUAUAUACAGGCUAAACAUAUAAUGGAGAUUUAUUGUAGCAAAAGAGUUAUAACAGUUAUGUAAAUCGUUAUAUAAUUUUGAAUUCAGAAAAAUGUGAAAAAAAGCUGUGAACUGAAUACCAAAACAAUGAGAUUGCCAUACGUUUCAGAGGUUGCCUUAAGAGUGGCAGUUUAUUAACCUCCCCUGUUUCAGACAAAAAAAGUACAGUUUUAACCAUUUUAUUUAUGCUAACAAAUGAUACAGUGCCUUGUAAAAGUACUUCUGACCCUUGAACCUUUUCACAUUUUGUCACAUUACAGCCAUCAUCAAUGAGUCUACAGCCAAUUAUCAAUGAAUGAGAAUAUAAAACACCAAUCCCUGGCUUUGGAUUUCUCAUGCAGCAAUAAUGUUCAAUUUAUAAUCCUAAUGUGGAAAGAGUGAGACAUAAAUACCAACAUAUGAUGUCUACUUAAUCCUUAAUCUGACAGGCGGGGCAUAGAGAGCGUUCAUCAGAGGCCCAGCUAAGAGCCCUAUUGCAACUCUGGAGGAGCUGCAGAGAUUCACUGCUCAAUUUAGAGAAUCUAUCAACUAGUAGUCAUAGGCUCCGCAUAGCUUGCAUUUACAGAAGAGUGAGAAAGCCAUAAAAAAACCUCUAAAGCCACAUAGAAGACAACGGGAGAAUUUUAAAAAAUAAAGUGUGGUCAGAUGAACCAAAUAUGUACUUUAAGUCUGACUUUAAAUGCUAUGCGUGAAGGAAAACUAACACUGCCGCUGAGUAGAAUAUCUCCUCUGUGAAACACGGUGGUGGCAGCAUCAUGCUGUGUUGAACGGUUGGUGCACCGUGAAUGGUGCUCGGCCAAUCACAGUAGGCGACCUGGUGAAGGCUGCAGAAUACCUGAGACAGGAGUGGGUGACGACCUUCCAACAGAACAACUAAUCUAAAGAUAAGGCCAGAGUAGAAUAAGUCACAUUAAAGACAUAAAGCUUUUAAAGACAGUCAGACAGACCUGCAGCUUUAAUUUAAAUGAGAGACGGCUUUACAAGUAUUGAUUCUUGCAGGCUGAGUACAUAUUUUUGCCCCCCAGAGCCUUUCCUCCCUUUGGUAUGUGGUUGAAAUGUCACAAAAUGCGAGGAUGUUUGAAGGCUAUGAUUGCUGCUGGAAGACACUGUAAUAUAAUGGACUGCUCUGAAAUGCACUGCAAAUAUUAUGAUGUCUGGGUUUUUUUUAAGGGGCUCUGCAAAAAUGAUUGGUAGGCCCAUAGCUUUAGCCUUGGCUAAAGACCAUAAACACCAUUAAGAAUGUCAAGAUUUCCCG